This is a messenger RNA of Scophthalmus maximus (turbot), 5088 nucleotides long. RefSeq names its product alpha-2B adrenergic receptor-like. The transcript is spliced from 2 exons. The coding region runs from base 217 to 1743 and encodes 508 amino acids. Gene Ontology annotation, molecular function: adrenergic receptor activity. The record is from RefSeq and is a predicted model, not a curated record. Gene Ontology annotation, cellular component: membrane. Gene Ontology annotation, biological process: adenylate cyclase-activating adrenergic receptor signaling pathway. NCBI's taxonomy places the organism in Eukaryota, Metazoa, Chordata, Actinopteri, Pleuronectiformes, Scophthalmidae.
GCGUGCGUCGUCUCCGGACACUUUGGUCGAAACUCUGCGUUUUUCACUGAGAGAAAAUGAACUUUGUCGGAUCUGGUGAUGGAGACGAGGCUGAAGAUCUUUACAGUCCAAUCUUCCUCGUGGUGUGAAGAUCACGCUGCGUCACCUCGACCAACAACCGUCCGUCUUCUCCGUCUGACUCGUCCUGUAAGACACUGUUGAUUAAAGUUCUCCAACAUGGCCGCCGCUCCAGAUGUCCCCUGCCUGUCGGAGCUCAGUGGCGUCCACGGCAGGAACAUCAGCUUCGUCUCCAGCACGCGACCCUGCAACCAGAGCGCCGCCAGGACGCCGCCGCCCUACAGCCCGCAGGCCACCGCGGCCUUCGCGGUCGCCAUCACCUUCAUGAUGAUGGUGACGAUCGUCGGGAACAUCCUGGUCAUCAUCGCCGUCCUCACCUCUCGCUCCCUGAAGGGGCCACAGAACCUUUUCCUGGUGUCGCUGGCCGCGGCGGAUAUUCUAGUCGCAACGCUCAUUAUUCCCUUUUCGUUGGCGAACGAGCUGCAGGGCUACUGGGCGUUCAGCUCCGUCUGGUGUGAAAUCUACCUGGCGCUGGACGUUCUCUUCUGCACCUCCUCCAUCGUGCACCUGUGCGCAGUCGCUCUGGACCGCUACCUGUCGAUCUCUCGGCCCGUGUCCUACGGCGCCAGACGUACGCCCUCGCGCAUCAAGGCCGGCAUCAUCGUGGUCUGGCUGAUCUCUGCCGUCAUCUCGUUCCCGCCUCUUCUCACGCUGGACAAGAGCGACGGAGGCGAAGAGGUUUGCGAACUGAACAACGAGCGCUGGUAUAUCCUCUACUCCACCGUCGGGUCGUUCUUCGCCCCGUGCGUGAUCAUGAUCCUGGUGUACGUGAGAAUUUACCAGAUCGCUAAGCGACACACUCGCUGCUCCCACGGACAGAAGCAGAAAACAACGGCGGGAGGAAACGCCGGCGUGGCAACCAGAAAGGUGCGUGAGCAGUCACCACCGAACGAGGAUCAAGGAGGUACGACUUCCAGCCGGCGAGAAAAAACCCUCAACAAAAUGUCUUCCCUGGAUUCCACCACGUCAUCACUCCAGAAACCGCCCGAGAGCACGGCGAGUCAGAGCAGUCAGCGCCGCCCUCCUCGCUCCUCGUCCAUCCCGCCGGGCGACAGCCAAAUCCUCUCCGCCGUUCCAGACAAAGCGUCCCAGAAACAUCCCGACGAAGGCGGAGGAGCGCUCGCCGACAACACGUCCAGCUCCGGCUCGGAGAUGGAAAUGGGCGGCGAAGGUUUUCCCAGAGAGGGCGACAAAGGAGAGAAGAGCAAAGGCGAAAAGGAAACUGUGGAAUUGUCCCAAAGCAAAGGAGCCAGAGUUCAGGCGCUGCACCUGGUCAGCAGACACAAGAGCACCGCGAUCACAUCGUCCGGCACCAAACUGGUUCCUGAGGGAACUCCCGCUUCUCGCCGCAAAGCCCUGGUGAACCGGGAGAAGAGGUUCACCUUCGUCUUGGCCGUGGUGAUGGGCGUGUUCGUGAUCUGCUGGUUCCCCUUCUUCCUGUCAUACUCUCUGAAGGCGGUGUGCCCCGAGACCUGCAGCAUCCCCGACCCUCUGUUCAAGUUCUUCUUCUGGAUCGGCUACUGCAACUCCUGCCUGAACCCGGUCAUCUACACCAUCUUCAACAAGGACUUCAGGAAGGCCUUCAAGAGGAUCCUGUGCAGGGACACCAAGGGGACCUUCUUCUAGAGAGAAAGACCUUUGUGUCCGUGCGAUAUGUAUCUGACCAACAAUCCACAUCCACACUUGUUCCUGGAGGAGACUGUGUCUGUCUGUCCACUGACAGCGGAGGAGACUCAGAGAGCCGCGGUCAAGUGGCCGAAUCAAUUAUCUCUAAUGUCGUUUGAGGAUACAGUGUAAUCGUGUCUUCAGGAUGAUUGGAUUUGGUUUUGAGACGGAAGUGGACAGGACACAGAGUCUGUGUGCAGAAGGUCUGAAACAAGCAGAGCUUCAUGUGUUGGUGUGCGUGUGCAUGGGAGCGGAGGAGGAGUCGCCUCAGGAUCUUUCUGUGUCGUGGUUCACGUGGGCACUGGAGGAACACCAGAUCUGAGCGCUCUCCUCUCUCCCCUUGCCUUUUCUUUCCUCCUCUGUUUGAAGCCGUGACUCGGGGAGUGGACAUUAUGACGAGGAGCUUUUAUCCCCCUGGGACCUGUUCAUCGCGGUGAUGGCCAGAGGCUUUUACUGGGAACAAGGAGAACAGGGGAAGCUGAGAAUCAGCAGAGCGACGGAGACGUGGCGAUACUUCCCACACUCCCGUUAGUUCUGUCCUCGUCAGUGCAUGUGUUCCAGGUCAUCGUGUGUUCACACAUUUCUAAUAUCACAUAGAAUCCAACUCCGUAUCUAUUUCACUGCAGAAGAGCGACAGAACACAGACAACGUGUCCACUACUGUUCUGGUUUUAUUCCAAACACAGAAGAUUUCUGUGAUUUCACUGUUGCCAUGUAGCUUCUCUUCUCUGCUCCUGUGUUGUCGUGUCCCAGUUGCUUUACGCUCUUGUUUUGAAAUGGAUUGAUAUGAAGGGCUGAAUAAAGGACGCGAGCGCUGGCCGGUGCUGGUGGAUUCAGGGGAGAGUGGGUGGGUUCGACUCUGAGCACUUACAGACGGGGAAUAAUGAAAUCAGACUAUUUGCCACCACUGUUUUCUGUCUGUGUAAUUUAGGAGAAUUAUCUUUGUCUGUUUCUGUAUCUUUUGGCCUCAAUGUAGGAUGAAAACAUAUUAACCAAAAAAUAUGUAAAAGGCAGAGUGAGCGCCUCAUCACACACGCUCACGUAGCCCUGGAAGAAAGAAAAGUAGGAAAUGAAGGUGAUAAUGAAGUGAAGAGUGGGACGUGUUGUUGUGAUGCUGCAGCAGAGUCACUCAGUGAUGACAGGCGUUGAAUCCUGUAAAAUGAGGGCAGCAGCUGUUAUCAUCCCCUGAUGACGAUGUUCAGUCUCCAGCGGCUGCGCAGAUAUUUUUCAUUUACCUUUUAUGUUGAUUUGUUGAAGUCACUUUGUGUAGGAUGUGAAAAACGCUGGUGACAUCGAGCGCUGGCGUCCAAACAGACGCCGAACCUGACCACCCGACCCGUGUCACAGUCGACCACCCGACCUCCAGUCCGACCACCUGACCCGGGUCACAGUCGACCUCCAGUCCGACCACCUGACCUCCACCUGACUUCCUGUCUGACCACCCGACCCGUGUCACAGUCGACCACCCGACCUCCUGUCCGACCACCCGACCUCCAGUCCGACCACCCGACCUCCAGUCCGACCACCCGACCUCCUGUCUGACCACCCGACCUCCAGUCCGACCACCCGACCUCCUGUCUGACCACCCGACCUCCUGUCUGACCACCCGACCUCCAGUCCGACCACCCGACCUCCAGUCCGACCACCCGACCCGUGUCACAGUCGACCACCCGACCUCCUGUCCGACCACCCGACCUCCAGUCCGACCACCCGACCUCCAGUCCGACCACCCGACCUCCUGUCUGACCACCCAACCUCCAGUCCGACCACCCGACCUCCAGUCCGACCACCCGACCUCCAGUCCGACCACCCGACCUCCAGUCCGACCACCCGACCUCCUGUCUGACCACCCGACCACCAGUCCGACCACCCGACCUCCUGUCUGACCACCCGACCUCCUGUCUGACCACCCGACCUCCAGUCCGACCACCCGACCUCCUGUCUGACCACCCGACCACCAGUCCGACCACCCGACCUCCUGUCUGACCACCCGACCUCCAGUCCGACCACCCGACCUCCUGUCUGACCACCCGACCUCCUGUCUGACCACCCGACCUCCAGUCCGACCACCCGACCUCCAGUCCGACCACCCGACCCGUGUCACAGUCGACCACCCGACCUCCUGUUCAACCACCUGACCUCCACCUGACCUCCAGUCCGACCACCUGACCUCCAGUCCGACCACCUGACCUGGGUCACAGUCGACCUCCAGUCCGACCCGGGUCACCGAGGAAGCAGCACAUGAGUCUUUUCCACUGGAACUUUGUGGAUGGACUUAAAUUGAGCAUUUCCCCGCGGUGAUACAAAUCAAUUUGAACGAUAAUUACCUGGAACAGUGUUGACGUGUCGCUGACUAAUAUGGAAAUGUUCCGGUUCGUGAACCCACACUGUGGCAGCCCUUUGCACCGACGCCUCAUUAACGUCCUCGCUGCAGGUUCGGGGUCGUUUAUCUUCCUGAGGUGGAAGAUGAAUGUUCAGCUGCUUCAUUUUUCAACCACAAUUAAUCGUUCUAAUUAUUCUACAAACAAAAGUUUACGCUAUAAUAUAUCAAUCAUUAAUCAUAAUUUAUUCAAGCGAAUCCAUCCUGGUUUUUUUCUCUCCUACAGGUGCAUAGCGAACGUUAGCAUUAGCAGAUGUUUAUUACCGACCAAUCAGAGACGUUGUGACUUUGUCUCCAGAGCCGAAAACUAAACCAACGUCAACCCGAGUGAUUGACCUAUAGGCCAGUGACAGUGACAUAUUAUGAUAUAUAUGAAAACAUAUUUGAACCAAUCACUGUUGAAUUCAGACGCUUGGUAUCUUGUUAUUGUUUUUAAAUUGGGUUAUGGAAUAAAAAAUGAUCAACAUCCAUUUAAGAGCUGAACAUGAUUCUUAUUACCGCUGCUAAAGGUUUUCAUCAGCGUUUGUUAGUGAGCAGGAUGAAAUCAUUAACCUCUGAACCGGAGGUGAACGACCCAACAAAGAAGUAUUACAAUUUUGAGGUGGAUCCAGAUAAAUUUGGCCGAUCCAGGAAUUGUUUAUUACCUCCUUUAGCAAGACGAGAUGGAGCGUUACACAACUGAGAUGAGAUAAUCAUCUGGUCGAGUAUUGAUUCCCAGAUAUUGAUCCAUCUCCUCUCGUACAGAUUGUGAAUUCCUCAAAACCGUGAAGCUGAAUUCUUCUUCCCUGAACGUCUGCGACAUCAUGGAGUCGACUCAGGAGCCAAACGAUCUCACGCGGCGCUGCAGAAGUUUUAACACAGUAGGACUAUUGAUAUUCAUUUAUGUAUACGUUCAAGAUGAUGGAUUCACAGCCCCGGGCCUUUAUG